AUGUGUCCUGUGUUGCUAUUGGUGGCUGUAAUAGUAGUGGGCGUGGCCAGAGGAGCUGAAAGUCAAUGCUGGGACCAUCCCGUCUGUCAGGAGGUCAACUCAGAGAGGAGCAUGAUGGAGUGUAUUCAGCUUUGCCACUUUGAAAACAACGAGAAGCCCAUCAUCCCUGGUGAUGCCCACCUGCAGCCUCCUCCCCCAUUGGGCCCUCUUUCUCUUUUACCUUUCCCUCCGCCCUUCUUCUCCUCUCCUCAGGCCAAACGCUCCUACUCCAUGGAGCAUUUCCGCUGGGGGAAGCCUGUUGGGCGAAAACGCCGCCCGAUAAAAAUCUAUACCACCAACGGUCUGGAGGAGGAGUCGGCGGAGCUUUUCCCCGGUGAGAUGAAAAAGCGGGAGCUCGCUGGUGAGAUGAUGACGAUGGACGAUAACGAGGGGAAGUUAGCAGAUGGUGGGCAGGAGGAGGUCCCAGAUGACAGCCAUGAGAAAAAAGAUGAAAUGUACAAGAUGAAGCACUUUCGCUGGGGCGGCCUGCCGGCAAGCAAGCGUUACGGCGGGUUCAUGAAGAGCUGGGACGAGCGCAGCCAGAGGCCGCUGAUCACGCUCUUCAAAAACGUCAUCAACAAAGAAGCCCAGGAGGAGAAGAGGGAGCAGUGA
Pelmatolapia mariae (spotted tilapia) is the source of this 651-nucleotide messenger RNA. RefSeq names its product pro-opiomelanocortin-like. NCBI's taxonomy places the organism in Eukaryota, Metazoa, Chordata, Actinopteri, Cichliformes, Cichlidae. The record is from RefSeq and is a predicted model, not a curated record. Gene Ontology annotation, biological process: neuropeptide signaling pathway. Gene Ontology annotation, molecular function: neuropeptide hormone activity. The coding region runs from base 1 to 651 and encodes 216 amino acids. The transcript has 2 exons. Gene Ontology annotation, cellular component: extracellular region.